Ixodes scapularis (black-legged tick) is the source of this 2420-nucleotide messenger RNA. Its product is annotated as poly(ADP-ribose) glycohydrolase. Bases 399 to 2321 code for a protein of 640 amino acids. Gene Ontology annotation, cellular component: cytoplasm; nucleus. Gene Ontology annotation, biological process: nucleotide-sugar metabolic process; carbohydrate metabolic process; regulation of DNA repair. Gene Ontology annotation, molecular function: poly(ADP-ribose) glycohydrolase activity. The record is from RefSeq and is a predicted model, not a curated record. The transcript has 16 exons. Lineage: Eukaryota; Metazoa; Arthropoda; Arachnida; Ixodida; Ixodidae.
AGAGUAACUAGCGACUUCCGGCGCUACUGACUUCCGUCAACCUACGGGCUCCGUUCGAGAGUAUGUUUUUAUUUACGUGGUAUUGCGCUUGCUGUAGCGUUUUUCGGGUCAAAUUUCUCAUUCAUUCACGUAUUGAUCGGCUGUUGUCUCACAGUGUCAGGUCAGCCUUAUGCCCGGUUCUACUACGUCUCACUAUUUGACGGCAGGGCUAGAACGGGCGCAUGACGUGAAUAUGAGUGCGGCCGAUUAAGGUUCCCGCGUCAGGUGGUGACUGUCCCUGUCUUUGCUUACUAUCCAGUUUUGAGUAUCUUCGAGCCACCUUCGGGGAUCAACAAAGAAACCAACUGUUCCAGCAACGACCAGAAUGUGCGUCGCGAAACUUUAGUUCUUUGCACAAAAUGAGCAAUGUUUCAGGACCGAGCAAAAAGCGCUUGAAGCAGUCCAGCUUACUCGAGUUCGUCUCGAGAAUGAGGGAAUCCCGCGAGAGCUCCGCCGAAGGCAUGGAUUCCGAAAGUGAGAACCAAACGUCGCACGAGAAGAACGUUUCAGCAACUGUGGACAGCAAUACCAGUGAAUCACCACUCGGUGAAUCGGCGCUCUCGCAGACGGAACGCCUCGAAUGCAUCGAAACAAACAAUAGCCAAUCAACCGAAGUCGACCUGUCGCAGGAUCUUUUCCCAGAACUGGGAAUUUCGUCUCCCAAAGAGACCUCGCAAGCUUGCUCGCAGGGCUCUUCACAAGGGUCAUCUCAUUCUUCAAGUUCUGAAGAAGCUGCCGCUGAUGACGGCUGCAUUCCGUCGAGCUUCAAGCGAACUCCAGAAUGUGGUGUCGUACUCCCUGCCCUCACAAGCAAUCACACGGUUUUCUGCAAGAUGGUGCCAAGUGAAAACGGUGCUCUCAGACCAGAUCCAACGACACCCUACCCAGAGACGCUUGUGGAUAAGUGGGAUGGAUCCCACGUCCGGAUGCCUUGCUCUUCGCAGAGUGUCUACCCGGUUGAAGACCCGGCUAACGGCAUGUCUCUCAAAAGUCGUUGGUGGCUAAUAGAAAGAUCCCUUAUGUCACCCAUCGACAACUCUCGGGAUUUAGCGAAUGCGAUUCUCAGGUACAAUGGCCGUUUCUCAUCAAGCUGGAACUUCCGGAGCCUUCACAAAUUCUUUUCGGAGGAAUUGGACUCUUCAGAAGCAAGAAGCUUCUUCCAGAACCUCCUUCCCAAAAUAGCUGCUUUAGCUCUGCAACUGCCCACUCUGAUUACUCAUCCCAUCCCGCUGCUCAAGUGUGGCCAGAACAAGAAGCUCUCGUUCAGCCAGAUGCAGGUUGCCUGCCUCCUGGCCAACGCAUUCUUCUGCACGUUUCCCCGGCGGAACACACUGAAGUCCAGUGCUGAGUACUCCCACUACCCCGACAUCAACUUUGUCCGGCUUUACUCGGGACCAAGUGACGAGGACUGCAAGAUGGAGAAGCUCAAGUGCAUAAUCAAUUAUUUUAGGAGGAUUACGAGUGAUGAACCGAAGGGCAUGCUAACAUUCCAUAGGAAAGGCUUGAGUGAAUCCAUCGAGUGGUCCAGGUCAAAGGACAGCCUGACUGACCUCCACGUCUCUGAGAAAGGAUUCAUUGAGAGAGAGGGCAGAGGAAUGCUUCAGGUGGACUUUGCCAACAAGUUUGUGGGAGGAGGGGUGCUGGGCGGUGGAUGCGUCCAGGAAGAGAUCCGGUUUCUCGUUUGCCCAGAGCUUCUCGUCUCCCGGCUGUUUACGGAGGCCCUCGGCCCCAAGGAGGUCCUAGUCAUCACAGGCGUGGAGCAGUUUAAUGACACCGCUGGCUAUGCUGACACCUUUUCAUGGGAAAGCGACUUUUUAGAUGACACUCCAAGGGACUCCUGGGGGCGCCGCUGCACGGCUGUGGUGGCCAUGGACGCCCUCUAUUUUGCCAGACCCCACGAGCAGUACAGACCCAUCGCCAUCAGGAGGGAACUUACCAAGGCCUUCUGCGGGUUCUCGUGCCCCGGGGUGCCCGAGGGGAAGCGGGCGGCGGUGGCCACGGGCAACUGGGGCUGCGGCGCCUUCCGGGGGGACCCCCAGCUCAAGUCGCUGUUACAGCUGAUGGCUGCUGCAGUGGCUGGGCGCGACGUCGUCUACUUCACCUUCAACGACAGGCGCCUCUGCCGGAACCUCAGGAACAUGCAUCGGUUUCUGCGGGAGCGCAACCUCUGCGUCGGUGAUAUCUACGAGCUGUUGAUGCAGUACCACCAAGACUGUGCUUCGAAAAACAUUUCCACCAAAGGCGGCCUCUUUGAUUUCCUCUACAGUUGGCAAAUCACCUAGAAGUUGAUGUAUUUCUCUAAGGAAGUAUUUUAGCCACUUUUUUUCCAAGUGCCCUUUGGUCAAGACGUUACACCAAAUAAAAACAAUUUUAAUUUUAAA